UAAGCUAAGAAUUCACCAAUUAGGGUUUAGCUAUUAUUCUCGCAGCUCCUCAAGCGUAGCCACUUUCAGCGAGAGAGAAGAGGGCUUGGCCGAAAAUGGUGAAGGGACGCCAAGGAGAGCGAGUCAGACUCUACGUCAGAGGGACCAUCCUCGGAUACAAGAGGUCCAAGUCAAACCAGUAUCCAAACACGUCAUUAAUCCAGAUUGAAGGAGUGAAUACCAAGGAAGAGGUUGCCUGGUAUGCUGGAAAGCGCAUGGCUUAUAUAUACAAGGCCAAGGUAAAGAAGAAUGGAUCACACUAUCGCUGCAUUUGGGGCAAGGUCACCAGGCCUCAUGGUAACAGCGGUGUUGUACGAGCUAAGUUCAAGUCCAAUCUGCCCCCAAAAUCAAUGGGAGAUAGGGUUAGAGUCUUCAUGUACCCCAGCAACAUAUGAGUGUCACAAGAUGGCAGAUUGAGUUCAUUGUUGACUUGGAGCGAUCUGUGUUACUUGUUUUGUAAGCCAAGUUUAAACUUGUUAUGUGCUUUUUAGUUUUGAGAGAGUUAUUAUUGUUUGUUUAGAAGCUGGAUGAACAUUAUUAUUUUUUGCCGCCUUAUUAAUCUCACUCAGGAAUUUUUAAACCUUUGUUGUUUAUUGAAUGGUCGAGUAUAUUAGAGUUUUCUUUGAACUAAA
Messenger RNA from Hevea brasiliensis (rubber tree), 671 nucleotides. Its product is annotated as 60S ribosomal protein L35a-1. The transcript is spliced from 5 exons. Bases 96 to 434 code for a protein of 112 amino acids. Lineage: Eukaryota; Viridiplantae; Streptophyta; Magnoliopsida; Malpighiales; Euphorbiaceae. Gene Ontology annotation, molecular function: structural constituent of ribosome. Gene Ontology annotation, cellular component: ribosome; cytosolic large ribosomal subunit. Gene Ontology annotation, biological process: cytoplasmic translation; ribosomal large subunit biogenesis. The record is from RefSeq and is a predicted model, not a curated record.